GUUGGCUUUUCAAUCGGUGAAAACGAUGUCGCGUCUGUGGCUGUUGGGACUCCUGGCGUUCGUCGGUUUGGUCGGGGCCAAUUAUUAUGACACGUACACCAGCGACCAGACUUUUCUGGCCAAGCAGAAGAAAAUCUUGAAUCUUCUCUACCACAUCCCGCAGCCCGAUGUCGUGAACCCUCAGCUGUACAGCAAGGGCCAAGAAUGGAGCAUCGAAGCUAACAUUCACUCGUACAACAAAACGGAAGUCGCGGAGCAGUUCCUGCGGCUGUACAAAAAUGGCGUGCUCGGACGCGGGGAGGUGUUCUCCGUUUACUACCCGUCGCAGCUGAGAGAGAUGGUCCAGCUGUUCAAGCUGUUCUACUAUGCGAACAGCUUCGACGUGUUCUACAACACAGCCCUCUGGGCUAGGAACCACAUGAACGAGGGCGUUUUCGCGACCGCCCUUUACACCGCUGUAAUUAACAGAUGGGACACCGAGUUCAUCCAGCUGCCGCCGUUGUACGAACUGUACCCGUACUACUUCUACAACUCCGAGGUGCUCACCAAGGCCCAGAACGUCGGGACUUACAGCCCGAUAGAGCUGAAGAAGACUGACGGAUCAGACAUGUACGUGAUCAUGGCCAAUUACUCUGGCUGGUACAUCAACCGCGAAUACGAUCUGGAGAACAAGCUGAACUACUUCGUCGAGGACAUCGGUCUGAACGCGUACUACACUCUCUUCCGUUUGCAAUAUCCGUUCUGGCUGAGCAGCGAGGAAUUCGGUUUCCCGAAGAACCGUGGCGAGGAGUUCCUGUACAACCACCUGCAGCUGUUGAACAGGUACUAUCUGGAGAGGUUCUCGAACGACCUGCCAGCCGUCGAGGACUUCGACUGGAGCAAACCGUUCGUCCCCGGAUUUUAUCCGACCAUGACCUUCCACAACGGAUUGCCGUUCGCCCAGAGGCCAAGCUGGAGCCAAUUCCCGGUCCACAAAUACGGAUACAUCAAGAAAAUCAGGGACAUCGAGUCCAGAAUAAGCACUGCCAUCGACUCCGGCUACAUUCUCAACAAAGACGCUAAAUGGAUGAGCAUCAACACCCCAGACGGCGCUAACAUUCUUGGCAACUUGAUCGAAGGCAACGCUGACAGCAUGAACAGCAACAUCUACGACAGUUUGGACAGGCUGAGCAGAAAGGUCUUGGGCUUCAACCCGGAAACCUCCAGCAGAAACCAAAUCUGGCCCAGCGCUUUGGAAGCUUUCCCCACUUCCUUGAGGGACCCUGCAUUCUGGAGGCUGUGCAAGAGAAUCAACGAAUACUACUACAGAUUCAAGCUCCGCCAGAAACCGUACAGCAUGGACGAGGUCCUCUUCCCGAACCUGAAAAUCCAAUCUGUCACCGUUGACAAACUGACCACGUACUUCGAUCAGUUCGACGCGACCAUUAGCAACGGUCUGUUAAUGCGCACCGCUGCCGAAGCCGAGUCCACCUUGGUCAAAGUUAGACAAUACCGUCUGAACCACAAGCCAUUCAACUUCCACAUCACCGUCAACUCCGACAAAGCGACGAGAGCUGCCAUUAAGAUCUUCCUUGGACCCAAAUACGACGCCCACCGCAAAUUGGUUGAGCUGCCGGAAGGAUUCAGAUACUUCUACGAAGUCGACAACUGGGUUCUCAACCUGGACGCCGGUGUGAACAAGAUCACCCGCAGCAGCAACAGCAGCUUCUUCUCGUCCGAGGACCCAGAGCCGACCGAGCUGUUCUACAAGAGAGUGCUGAAGGCAAUCGAAGAAUCCUCCACCGUCACCACCCAACGGAGAAUCGCCGGCUUCCCCGAGAGGCUGUUGCUGCCCAAGGGUAAGAAGGAAGGAAUCCCAUACCAAUUGUUCGUCUGCGUCAGCCCGGUGAACGAAGAAUUCCAGUACGAGUCCAGAGUGUUCGGCAGCUACACCUUCGACACGAGACCGUUCGGCUACCCUCUGAACAAACCAGUGCCAGGAUUCAACUACGAUGCACCCAACAUGAUCUUCAAGGACAUCAUGAUCUACCACAAAGACGACACCGACACCAUGAUCACGUACUAAC
Messenger RNA from Nomia melanderi (Alkali bee), 2066 nucleotides. RefSeq names its product hexamerin 70a (gene Hex70a). The record is from RefSeq and is a predicted model, not a curated record. NCBI's taxonomy places the organism in Eukaryota, Metazoa, Arthropoda, Insecta, Hymenoptera, Halictidae.